Messenger RNA from Solanum pennellii, 1722 nucleotides. Its product is annotated as protein trichome birefringence-like 33. Gene Ontology annotation, cellular component: Golgi apparatus. Bases 92 to 1351 code for a protein of 419 amino acids. Gene Ontology annotation, molecular function: O-acetyltransferase activity. The record is from RefSeq and is a predicted model, not a curated record. The transcript has 6 exons. Lineage: Eukaryota; Viridiplantae; Streptophyta; Magnoliopsida; Solanales; Solanaceae.
UAAAAUAAAAUAAUUAUUUUGACGACUUCACCCCUUACUAAAAUCACAUGAAAAGGGAGCCGAACCAACCAUCAAAAAACUCGAGAGAGAAAUGAAGUCAUCCCCUUCUUCUCCCUCUUCUCUUCUCAGAAAAACUCGUUUUCUAUCAACUUUAUUAGCCGUAAUCAUCUUAUUUUUCAUCAUUAUUCUUUACAGUGAAGUCUCUUCUUUCAUUUUUACCCAAUCUCAUAGCUCUAAUUACAAUUCCAUCUCAAGAUUAAUCAAGAGGAAGAAGGAGAAAUUGGCAUUUGCAGUUGGAGAGAGAGAAGAAGGAUGCGACGUUUUCAGCGGAAGUUGGGUUUGGGAUAACAAGAGCCGGCCGUUAUAUACAGAGGAUUGUCCUUAUAUACAACCACAGUUAACAUGCCAGCAACAUCGCCGCCCAGAUAACGACUAUCUAUAUUGGACAUGGCAACCUCAUUCUUGCUCUAUUCCAAGUUUCAAUGCGACAUUAAUGCUGGAGAGCCUUAGAGGAAAGAGGAUGUUAUUCGUUGGUGAUUCGUUAAACAGAGGACAAUUUGUUUCCAUGGUUUGCCUGCUUCAACAACACAUUCCUGACAAUGCCAAAUCCAUGGAAACUUUUGGUUCCCUCACUGUUUUCACUGCUAAGGAUUACAAUGCACGAAUCGAAUAUUACUGGGCACCAUUUCUGCUGGAAUCAAAUGCUGAUGAUGCAGUCAUACAUAGAAUUACUGAUAGAGUUGUUCGUAAAGGUUCAAUAAAUAAGCACGGAAAAAAGUGGAGAGGAGCUGACAUAAUUGUGUUCAACACUUAUUUGUGGUGGAUGACUGGGAUGCCGUUCAAGAUUUUGCAAAAAGGGUCAUUCAAGGAUGAAGUGAAAGACAUAGUUGAAGUGUCUACAGAGGACGCGUAUCGCAUGACAAUGAAGAGUAUGGUGAGAUGGUUGAAGAAAAAUAUGGAUUCAAAUAAAAGCAGAGUAUUUUUCACUAGCAUGUCACCUUCUCAUUACAAAAGCAUGGAUUGGGGAGGUGAAGCAGAGAAAAAUUGUUAUAAUGAAACAAAGAUGAUAGAAGAUGCAAGUUACUGGGGAUCAGAUUGUAGCAAAAACGUAAUGCUAGUGAUAAGAGAAGUGUUUAGUACAUCAGAAGUGCCCAUAACGUUUCUCAACAUAACACAACUAUCAAGUUAUAGGAAAGAUGCACACACAUCAAUUUACAAGAAGCAAUGGAGUCCAUUAACACCAGAGCAACUAGCAAACCCUGUUAGCUAUGCUGAUUGUACACAUUGGUGUUUGCCUGGCCUUCAAGAUACAUGGAAUGAACUCUUAUUCACCAAGCUUUUUUAUCCAUGACAUUUCAAAAUCUAUCGAAAACCUUUAACCUAACAUGACUCUGGAGGAGGAUGUGAGUGGGAAUUUUUUUUUAGCCCACACAUUAAUCAAAAAAUCAACAAUGCUGAAUUUUGAAAAAUACUGGGGAAGUAGUUUUAGGCUUUCUUUGAAAUGGUCUGAGAGAUCUUUGUAUUUGUUCUGAUACAAUUGCUCUCCGCUAACAUCUGUUACCUCCACUUGACACCAUCAGAACAGAGUAUGGCGAGAUGCAGUGGAAAAAGAGGGAGGGGGUAAAACUGCUUGGUGUUUUAUGUAUGUACACUCCAUCAGAUACAUAUUGAUUUCUUUUUUAUUUAAAAAGUUUUUCGUAUCAUUUAAUUUUUUAAACCAAA